ACAAAUGUGAAACAACUUGUCAGGACUUGUUCAGUCUUCCUGAACAGCCUCGUUCCUUCUUCCUGAAGUUGGACAGCUUUAAAUAAAUUACCCUCAAAGAAAAGAAUUGCUGUAUUUUUAAACAGCAACAGAACUGAAUCAACUGCUCAGCCAAGCACAAGACACCAAAGAUGGCCAAUGAAGCGAGACCUUGCCCAUGUGACAUUGGAGACAGGUUUGAGUAUGGGGACCUUGGGCAUGAAGUGCAAGUUGAGCACGUCAAGGCGUAUGUUUGCAAACCAUCUACCAGCACGGAAAAAGCUGUGAUUGUGAUUCAAGAUAUAUUUGGAUGGCAACUUCCAAAUAUCAGAUACAUGGCUGAUAUGCUUGCAGCUAAUGGAUACAUAGCCAUCUGCCCAGACUUCUUUGUGGGACAAAAACCUUGGGAACCUUCUGAUGACUGGUCCACCUUUAAUGACUGGCUGAAAACUCGAGAUGCCAGCAAGGUAGACAGGGAAGCUGAUGUUGUCUUGAGGUAUCUAAAGGAGCAAUGCAGUGCAAAGAAGAUCGGUGUCAUUGGAUUUUGCUGGGGUGGAACGGCUGUACAUCACUUGAUGCUGAAAAAUCCUGAAUUAAAAACUGGGGUGGCCAUAUAUGGAGUAAUUAAGUACUUUGAGGAUAGAUACAGUUUGCUCCACCCCACAUUCUUCAUUUUUGGUGAAAAUGAUGAUUACAUCCCUCUUGAACAAGUCACCCUACUGGAGCAGAAACUAAAACAACACUGUAAAGUUGAUUACAAAGUUAAAAUUUACCCUGGACAAACUCAUGGUUUUGUACAUCGCAAGAGAGAAGAUAUGAACCCUCAAGAUAAACCUUACAUUGAAGAAGCAAGAAAUGACAUGCUCAGCUGGCUAAAUAAAUACCUUUAACAAAAAGUACACUGCUAGACUGUAAAACAGAAUCCAGUAAUUUGUUAGGCAGACUUUAGAGCACAUUGUAAUUUUAUUUUUGGAAAAAAUAAAAUAUUUAAAAUUUAAUUAGAAGAUUAAAAAAGAUAAAUAGUUGUUUAUUUACUUUUCAGCAG
Molecule: messenger RNA, 1063 nt
Organism: Chrysemys picta bellii (western painted turtle)
Lineage: Eukaryota; Metazoa; Chordata; Testudines; Emydidae
Product: carboxymethylenebutenolidase homolog
Molecular function (GO): hydrolase activity
Source: RefSeq, a predicted model, not a curated record